AUGGCUGCAUCAAAUUCUACCUCAUUUCUACUAUCAUUUCUCAUUAGUUUAUUAUUAUUUGCGUCAAUGCAAUUAUUUCGUACACAACUUGCAUCAAAUCAACCAAUGACUAUUAUUGGUGGUUUUAUUGGCUCAUUGGUUUUUAUUUCACUCUUAACGGCUGUAAGCAAUUUUGAAAUGAAUACUUUUGGACCGGGUUAUCAAGCACGAAUUAUUCCUGAGGUUAUAACUUGUUUAUUUAUCGCAAUGAUUUGUUGUGGAUUAGUUCAUCGAGUUUGCGUUACUACUUGUAUUAUUUUCUCAUUAAUUGCACUCUAUUACAUAAAUCGUAUAUCAUCAAGUAUCUAUGGAAAUGCAGGUGUACCAGCAACUGGUUAUGCAACACAAAACUUAUUAUCAAACAAGAAGAAACAAAAAUGA
Adineta steineri is the source of this 420-nucleotide messenger RNA. The record is from the annotation of a GenBank genome assembly. Lineage: Eukaryota; Metazoa; Rotifera; Eurotatoria; Adinetida; Adinetidae.